AUGGCUUACAUACCUGCCCCCUCACCUCCCAAACAUUCACGCCCGGUUCCAGAAGAAUAUCUAAAAGAUUAUUUCCCCACUCUUGAGGCUCGAGUGAGCUGCCGCGCCGACGAUGAGCUACGAGAAACUUCUGGAAUGUAUGAAGACUGGCUCAGAAGAGGCGGGUAUGAAUGCACUGUUCCCUGGGUUCCAAACCUUGGGGGCAUUAUAGCCUUGGCUAUGCCAGAGACCGAUCCGGAAAAAAUGGCCGACGUUGGUGCUGCUAGUAGCUUUGGAUUUCUUGAAGAUAGUUUUUAUGACGGCGAUGCUUUUAGCUUUCCAGAGUUCGCCGAUAAAACAGAACCAGAAGCUCGAGAUCUUCUGGCCAAAAAGUAUCAAAAUUUAAUCAAUCAAUUGAAAUCAAAAAUCUUUUGUGAAAUGCUAGAAAAGGACAGUAACCAGAACAGAUAUGUUCAAGCCUAUGAAGAAUGGGUAAAAGCAUGCACUGAGCGGGCUGGGAACCUUGAUGGUGUAGAAUUUGAUACCUUGGAAGAAUAUAUGGAACAGAGGCUCGAUCACAUUGGCGCAAGUUGUUUCUGGAAUAUGAUGCCCCAUCUCCAUGGCUUCAACUUCACUAAAGAAGACUACCGCAAACUCAAUUGCGCCGAAAUCCUAGCCUAUCAAUUGUGUAUUCUGACAAACGAUUUAUAUUCAGCUGAGAACGAAUGGAUAGCCCAAGUUGGAAUGGACAAGCCCGGAAUUCCAACAUCCAGUUUGUACAUCAUCAUGCGUCUUCAUGACGUUUCUUUGGGCGAGGCGAAGGAAGUUCUUAAGCGUAAAUGGCUGGACAUAGAGAGUUCGUUCAUAAAAGUUCGCGAACGGUUAAUAACGGAGUGUGGACCACAUCUAGCUUUGGAAUAUGCUAGAUACCUAUCAUGUCUUCAGUAUGCGGUAGCGGGUUUAGUUAUUUUUAGUAAGGAGGGACCUCGUUAUGCUUUACAUAAAGAUCCAGGAAACAAUCCCCUCUGCCCGAGACAGGAACACAAGAUCAAGGAUCUACCGCGAAAAACACAGUCCUCGAGCAAAAACGGGGCAAAUGGGACCUCCCAUAUAAAUGGUGCACCUGCAACAGGAGCACAUAGUCUGACCAACGGACACGCUGUCGAAAAUGGCCAUGGCCACUCAGAGCUCCAAAAUGCAAGGGGAGAGCUUGCCGCUAAAACUGCUAAUGGGAUGCCAGAAAUUCGUGCGGAUAAGGCGCCUUGGUUAUCGAAAUAUACCAAGCUUUCAGACGAGGUGAACCUAGAGCCGUAUGAUUAUAUCAAAUCGAUGCCUUCAAAAAGUAUUCGUAAUGUAGCAAUUGAUGCACUUGACAUUUGGUACAUGGUCCCCCAAAGAUCGCUCGAAAUAGUCAAAAACAUCAUUGGCAUGCUCCACACUUCUUCUCUUAUCAUCGAUGAUAUCGAAGAUUGUUCUGAGUUGAGACGAGGACAGCCAUCAGCACAUAUGGUCUUCGGUAUUCCUCAAUCAAUCAAUACGGCGAACUAUUUAUUCGUUAAAUGCCUUUUUGAGGCUCAAAAACUAUCGCCUUCUGCUGUUGCAAUCUUUGAAGACGAACUCCGCAAUCUUCAUAUCGGACAGGGGCUUGAUCUCCAUUGGACAUUCCAUCAGGAAUGCCCAUCUGAAGUAGAGUAUAUCCAAAUGAUCGAUGGAAAAACCGGGGGACUUUUCAGAAUGGCGUCUCGACUAAUGAGAGACCAAGCUACUCAAAACAAGGACCUUGAAGUUGAGGACCUACUCACCCUCAUAGGUCGAUUCUUCCAAAUACGUGACGAUCAUCAAAACCUCGGAUCGGUAGAUUACGCUCGAGCAAAGGGCUCCCUUUCCGAUCUCGACGAAGGAAAAUACUCCUUCAUGCUAAUCCACGCCCUUAACAACCAAAAGCACAAUCACCAACUCAAGAGUCUCCUCCAAUUGAGAUCUCAAAAGGGAUUCCUUACCGAGGAACAAAAGGAUUUAAUAAUGAAGGUUAUGGGAAGAUCUAACAGUAUGGAGUAUACCGCAAUGGUCCUAAAAGAGAUAAGCAUGGAAGUAGAAGUAAAGCUGGGGUAUAUAGAAGCCCAGCUUGCAGAGAGAGGGUUUAAGGAAGAUAAGAAUUGGAUGAUUCGCGCUAUUAUGACGAGGUUGAAGUUACCCGAUCCAAUAACGGAAUCUCUUAUGAAGUAG
Messenger RNA from Orbilia oligospora ATCC 24927, 2205 nucleotides. RefSeq lists its product as uncharacterized. Bases 1 to 2205 code for a protein of 734 amino acids. The record is from RefSeq and is a predicted model, not a curated record. Gene Ontology annotation, biological process: isoprenoid biosynthetic process. Gene Ontology annotation, molecular function: prenyltransferase activity. Lineage: Eukaryota; Fungi; Ascomycota; Orbiliomycetes; Orbiliales; Orbiliaceae. The transcript is spliced from 11 exons.